Solenopsis invicta (red fire ant) is the source of this 1973-nucleotide messenger RNA. RefSeq names its product calcium uptake protein 3, mitochondrial (gene MICU3). The transcript has 12 exons. Gene Ontology annotation, cellular component: uniplex complex. NCBI's taxonomy places the organism in Eukaryota, Metazoa, Arthropoda, Insecta, Hymenoptera, Formicidae. Gene Ontology annotation, molecular function: calcium ion binding. The record is from RefSeq and is a predicted model, not a curated record. Bases 24 to 1514 code for a protein of 496 amino acids. Gene Ontology annotation, biological process: calcium import into the mitochondrion; mitochondrial calcium ion homeostasis.
AGCAUGCGCCGGUCGCGUUGAAAAUGGCGACGAUAGCGUGUCUCUCGCGACGCGUGUCGCCGUACGCGCGGCACUUUCGCGCUGUUGCGCGUACGUACGCGUCGUGGCGUAUCGACCGCGGCCUCAGAAGGAACCAGAAGGGUAUCGGACUGCUGACUGCCGCUUCCGUCACAUUUCUACUGGCGCAGUAUUUACGACCAAAGGUGGUACACGCCUUGAAACCUCGCAAGAGAGAAGAUGAUCUGCAUAAAGCGAUAAAAUUGACUACAAGGGAAAGGAGAUUUAUCAAAUUUGCGUCAGUGGCAUACGACGGUCAACUGUAUAUGACUCCGCAGGAUUUUCUUGACAGCGUCAUUGAUGCCGAACCUCGACCGAGAUUAAAGAGGCGCGUGCUGUCCGAUGAAGAACUUGAAGUGAUGAGAAAUUCGACGGCUUCGCUACGCCAUGGAAGCACACAUAUGUUCCGAAAUUUACGAGAUAAAGGAAUUAUUUCUUACACGGAGUAUCUGUUCCUUCUAUCCAUCCUGACAAAGCCGAAAACUGGUUUCCAAAUCGCCUUCAAUAUGUUUGAUACCGACGGAAAUGAGAGAGUCGACAAAACUGAGUUUCUCGUGAUUCGUCGUUUACUCGGCGGCAGCUUGAAGGAACGAGAACUCGAUGAGCCUACAAAACGUGCAUUACGUGCCAUAAUAGCUCCGAGCGAAGAGACUAUAGGCAAGGCAAAACUUCGCGAAGCUCAUCCGAAUAAAUCGAAAGAAAUCAUCCCACAUUCUUAUAUGGAGAAGAUAUUCAGUCACGCGUGGAGAGGUCGUCAUGGAUGCGAAACCAAAGAGGAAUUGGAACAAUUGCAGGAACGCCAGAGAACGCCAGAAGAAAUUCAAGGCCAAUUCAUUGACGACGAUCAGGGUUUGCAACGACGUCACGCUGUGGACACUACAUUAAUGGUACACUUUUUCGGCAAAGAUGGUACUAAUGAAUUAAGAUAUGAGGAUUUCAAACGUUUCAUGGAGAACUUACAACAUGAAAUAUUAGAACUGGAAUUCCACGAAUUCAGCAAGGGACACGAUACAAUCAAUGAAUUGGAUUUUGCUAAAAUUUUGUUGCGAUACACAUACCUCGAACCAGACGAAUAUGACAAGUACUUGGAUAGAAUGUUGGAUCGAGCAGAGUUGCAUAUUGGUAUCACGUUCGAGGAGUUUCGGCGCUUCUAUCAAUUUCUGAACACUUUGGAUGAUUUUUCAAUAGCGAUGCGAAUGUAUACAUUGGCUGACCAUCCCAUAUCGAAAGGUGAAUUUCAACGUGCUGUAAGGAUAUGCACGGGAACGAUGCUUUCGACUCACAUAAUCGAUACCGUCUUCGCACUAUUCGAUGAGGACGGCGACGGUCAACUUUCUUAUAAGGAGUUCAUAGCAAUUAUGAAAGAUCGAUUGCAUAGAGGGUUCAAGUCUCAACAACGCAACGAAGGUUGGGAGGCGUUCAAAUUCUGCGUAAAACAAGAGAUGAAAGCACCGUGAAGAAAAAAUUGAGACGGAAUACACAAAAACGGGAAGGCGCAAGAAAAGAUAACACUACUCGCUAAUUUAAACAAAUCUUAUAAAUGCUGCAUGUUUUCCGAUAAUACUGAUCGCCAUCAAAUGAUUUCCCGUUUAUUUUGUACUAAUAUUUAUUUGAAAAUAUUGAAAUAUGCAAUUAUUAUAUAUUUUAUGCAACGCGCAGCUAAAUUUAUUAAGAUCAUACUGUUGUUUAAAUACUCAUAUUGUUAUUGUUAUUUAAACAAUCAUAAUAUAUAUGAAGCAGCUAUUAUUGGUAAUAGCAAAAUAAAAACAUACUUUUCGAAUUCUAACUAAUAAACGCGAUAGAAGCUACGAAAUAGAAAUUAUUUUGUCUUUUCAGCUUUUAUUAAGUAAUUUAGUCUUGUAAUAAUAUAUUCUUUAUUGUAUAAUUUGUGAUUAUAUAAAUGUAUUUUUUUAUGA